This is a messenger RNA of Stomoxys calcitrans (stable fly), 869 nucleotides long. RefSeq lists its product as uncharacterized. Gene Ontology annotation, cellular component: nucleolus. The coding region runs from base 107 to 868 and encodes 253 amino acids. Lineage: Eukaryota; Metazoa; Arthropoda; Insecta; Diptera; Muscidae. Gene Ontology annotation, biological process: endonucleolytic cleavage to generate mature 5'-end of SSU-rRNA from (SSU-rRNA, 5.8S rRNA, LSU-rRNA); endonucleolytic cleavage in 5'-ETS of tricistronic rRNA transcript (SSU-rRNA, 5.8S rRNA, LSU-rRNA); endonucleolytic cleavage in ITS1 to separate SSU-rRNA from 5.8S rRNA and LSU-rRNA from tricistronic rRNA transcript (SSU-rRNA, 5.8S rRNA, LSU-rRNA). The transcript has 2 exons. The record is from RefSeq and is a predicted model, not a curated record. Gene Ontology annotation, molecular function: RNA binding.
UGAAAGCAACUGUCAGAAUAUUGUUUUGAUAUUUUUCAUUUGCGUCACAAAAAUAUAGAAAAAAUCCCUACAAAUAACAAAAUUUAAGAAACCUUUAAAAGGAAAAAUGUCGGUUAAACUUAAAAAACAAAAGAAAAUAAAGAAACAAUCGAUAACCAAACAAGAAACUGCAUCAGAUGAAGUUGAAAUGUCAGAUGCUGAAAUAGAGCAACAGGAAGAAAACCAAGAGGAAGACGAUGGCACCGGGUUAGCUCAUGAAAGCUCUAAUGAAAAUGAAGGGGAACACGAUGAUGAUGAUGAUGAAAUGGAUUUGGCCAAUUUUCAAACAAGUGACAAUAAACCAAAAAAGAAACGAAAAAAAGGCAUCAUCUAUAUAUCCAAUAUACCCAAACACAUGAAUGUUACACGCAUACGAGAAUUUCUGGGAGAAUAUGGAAACAUUGGACGUGUUUAUCUACAGCCAGAAAAGCUGCCAGGUGGGGACGAUAAAAAGAAGAAAAAACGUAAACCCUUUGCCCGUCAUUUCACCGAAGGAUGGGUGGAAUUCGAAUCCAAACGUGUGGCCAAACAAAUUGUACCUCUACUCAACAAUAAGCAGAUCUCCUCACGAAAAAAAUCCCAAUUCUUUGAUUACCUCUGGAGCAUGAAAUAUCUGCCUCGUUUCAAAUGGUGCCAUCUUACCGAACGUAUGAACUAUGAACAGGCAGUGCACAAACAACGUCUGAUGGCUGAAGUGUCACAGGCACGCAAAGAGACUACAUUCUUCCAAAAUAAUCUGGAUAAAAGUGAUUUUAUUAAGAAGAAAGAAACGAAGUUGAAGAGACUACAAGAAAAGAAAGCAAAUAAAAAAGUUAAUGCUGAAAGUUAAA